Messenger RNA from Mastomys coucha (southern multimammate mouse), 2431 nucleotides. RefSeq names its product caspase 8 (gene Casp8). The transcript is spliced from 10 exons. Lineage: Eukaryota; Metazoa; Chordata; Mammalia; Rodentia; Muridae. The record is from RefSeq and is a predicted model, not a curated record. Gene Ontology annotation, molecular function: cysteine-type endopeptidase activity; protein binding. Gene Ontology annotation, biological process: proteolysis; negative regulation of extrinsic apoptotic signaling pathway via death domain receptors; apoptotic process. Bases 628 to 2076 code for a protein of 482 amino acids.
GAGCCAAUCUCAGAAGGACAGAUGUGUCAUUUGCUUUUUCAUUUGUGGUUCCUAGAUUUUAUAGUCACAUAAAUUCGUCUCUAUGUCGUGAAAGCAGAAGCGAAACUGUCUAGGAGACCAAGGGACUAACAGGAAAUGGGGGAUGGGCAAAAGGGGAGACUAUGGCCAACAUAGUGUAUACAUGUACAGAACUUUGCACAGCCUUAGCCAGUGUCAUUCCGACUACUCAGCCAGCCGGCUUGCUGCUACCUCCUCCUAUCUAUGUCCUGUUUCAGGAAAGCAGGAAGUGUAAAAGGCUCUACCCUCCAGCUCUGUUGCCCUCUGCCUGCCACAGACCCCAGAGUAGGGGCUUGGGAGCGAGGUGCCUCGUGAGGAUCUCGGGAUUUGUUUCUGAUAAGAUGUAUUAAAGAAGAGAAAGAAAAGCACGGCUGUCCGGGGAAGCAGGCUGCAGUGUGGGACAGGUCUGGGGAGGGCAGUGUUAUGACCCUUCAUUUGUCUCUCUGAGCAACAGCACCUGAAUCUGAGGUUUCUGAGGCCAGCCUAAGUUACAGAGCAAGAUCUGGAGUCAAAAAGGCAAGAAAGAUCCAGUGUCCGAACAGGUUACUGCUCUCCUUCCCCUGGAUAAGCAUGGAUUUCCAGAAUUGUCUUUAUGCUAUUGCUGAACAACUGGGCAGUGAAGAACUGGCUGCCCUCAAGUUCCUGUGCUUGGAUUACAUCCCCCAGAGGAAGCAGGAGUCCAUCAAGGAUACGUUGAUGCUAUUUCAGAGGCUGCAGGAGAAGGGGAUGCUGGAGGAAAGCAAUCUGUCUUUCUUGAAGGAGCUGCUUUUCCUCAUCAGUCGGUGGGACCUGCUGAUUAACAUCCUAGACAGCAGCCGAGAGGAGAUGGUGAGGGAGCUGCAGGUUCUAGGCAAUGCCCAGGUUUCUGCCUACAGGGUCAUGCUCUUUAAGCUCUCAGAAGAAAUGAGCAAGUCGGAUUUGAGAUCUUUUCAGUUCUUUUUGAAUGAUGAUAUCCCCAAAUGUAAGAUGGAAGAUCACUUGAGCCUGCUGGAGGUUUUCGUAGAAAUGGAGAAGAGGGCCAUGCUGGCAGAAAAUAAAUUGGAAACCCUAAAAUCAAUCUGUGGCCAGGUCAACAGGAGCCUGCUGGGGAAGAUCGAGGAUUACGAAAGAUCAAGCACAGAGAGAAGAAUGAGCCUUGAAGGAAGGGAAGAAUUGUCAGUUUCAGUUUUGGAUGAGGAGAUAUGCCUCAAAAUGCAGGAAAUGUGUGACUCACCAAGAGAACAAGACAGUGAGUCACAGAUUUCAGACAAAGUUUAUCAAAUGAAAAACAAACCUCGGGGAUUCUGCCUGAUCUUCAACAAUUAUGAUUUCAGCAAGGCCCGGAAGGACAUACCUCACCUCAGCAAGAUGAAGGACCGAAAAGGAACAGACCAUGACAAAGAGGCUCUGAGUAAGACCUUUAAGGAGCUUCAUUUUGAGAUAGUACCUUACAAUAACUGCACAGCAGAUCAAAUCCAUGAGGUUCUAAGAUUCUACCAAAGCAGAGACCACAAGAACAAAGACUGCUUCAUCUGCUGUAUCCUAUCCCACGGAGACAAGGGCAUCGUCUAUGGAACAGAUGGGAAGGAAGCCUCCAUCUAUGAGUUGACAUCUUACUUCACUGGCUCAAAGUGCCCUUCCCUGGCUGGCAAACCCAAAAUCUUUUUCAUUCAGGCUUGCCAAGGAAAUAACUUCCAGAAAGGAGUGCCUGAUGAGGCUGACUUAGAACAGCCGCACAGUACUUUAGACGUGGAUUCCUCAUCUCACAAGAACUAUAUUCCGGACGAGGCAGACUUUCUGCUGGGAAUGGCUACUGUGGCAAACUGUGUUUCCUACCGAGAUCCCACGCAUGGAACCUGGUAUAUCCAGUCACUCUGCCAGAGCCUGAGUAAAAGAUGUCCUCAAGGCGACGACAUUCUCAGCAUCCUGACUGGUGUGAACUAUGAAGUGAGCACUAAAGACGACAGGAGGAACAAGGCAAAGCAGAUGCCACAGCCCACCUUCACACUACGGAAGAAGCUCUUCUUCCCUCCCAACUGAUGUGCGCGCUCCACACUUCACAUGGGCUAUCUGUGUACUUUUGUGUGGAGGAGAAACUCUAAUUUAUUUUUUAUGAUUUUUUUUGAGUUUUUGAGUUUACACAUAUUUCUCCAUUUCCUCUCUUCAAAUCCUUCUAUGUAAUCUUCCAAUUUCAAAUACAUGACCUCUUUUGUCAUUAAUUGUAUACACACACACACAUACACACACAUACACACACUUCUAAAUAUAACCUACCCAGUUUGUAUACUGUCACUUGGAUGUCCAUUUUGUUUUGCUUUUUUAAAAUGGAGUGGCCUCUGGUAGGCCAAUCACACUCCAAGUCAGGCCCCUCUCCCAAGAAUAGUUGGACAACACA